AGCCAAGGGUGCUACAAGGCUCCAAGGUCCAAACUCUGAAUCAGCACCGCCUCGCCUUGACCGGGCCUUUCCCACCGUUUUCGUGCUCUCCGCUGUCGCUCGUUGUUGCAUUCUGAGUAUCGUCAUGUCAAAGUCACAAAAAUAGCUGGCAAGAAAGGACAAUCCUUUUCUCUAGACAGACCUGUCGGUUGGGAAGGUUUGUUCCUGGCGAGACGUCGAGGUGCUGCCCCACAUCUGCCCCCAACUACUAUACUUGGCCCAUCAAGCUGUGCCGCGGCGUCCACUUCAUCGCAAACACCAGGCUGUUGGCAACACAGUAAUGUCAAUGUGCUUCUGCGCGGGGAUCUAGAGCAGAGACCUUCCAUCAUGUGCGUCACAUGAGAAGAAGCCAUGCCCCGGGUCAAACACCACCGUUCCUCGCGACGCGUACCGCCCCCCAAGGACAGCGACUUUGACCAUGAGAUCAAACUAGUCGACCAUUCUGAGGACGGCAGCACUCACGAGCCCCCAUCCGCAGGCCCGUCUUCUUCCCUCCAAGACACGCCAGCCUCUGACACCGCUGUCGCUCCUCCGGCGGUCGAGGACGGAGCCGGGCCUGCCACGCACGACACUCGAGACGGAGAGCCCGAGCAACCCCUGAUCCAAGUCGAGCUACCCACCCCGCAGAUUGGAACAGACCGUCCAAGAUCAGGAACACAGACAAGCAGGUCAAGAGGCAGACCAAGGCCGCCCGAGUCGGCCAUUGACAUUCUGUAUGAAAACCAGAGGGGCGGAUUCCUAUGCGGCAUACCGCUCUUCUCGUCCAGAGCGCUCGGCAACCUCGAUCCCCCCGCUUGGACAAACUCAGCGCAUCGGCCAAGCCCAACCGACAUACACACGGCGCAGGUACCGGAUCCCAGCUGGGAAUGGGCAUGGCCCGAAUGGAGGAUCAAUCACGAGGAGGGCGUGGACGAGGACGGCUGGGAGUACUCGUUUGCAUUCUCCAAGAAAUUCUCAUGGCACAAGGCGAAAUGGUGGAACUCGUUUGUGCGCCGCCGCGCGUGGAUCAGGAAACGGGUGAAGAAGGACUUGGACUACAACGGGCAGGACCCGUACAUGCUCAACUCGGAGUACUUUUCGAUCCGACCUUCCUCCGAGAUCAGUCGAGAGCGCAGCCGGAGCAGGGCAACCAGUGCCCGUGGAAGCAGAAUCAGCACAAGCACAGCUAACGUGGACGGCGCUGAGCAACCUGUAAUUGAGCAGGCCGACGACCUCUUGUGCGUCCUCGGACGUUGUCGAAUCGACCGGGAGCGAAUCGAGGCAGUCGAUAACUAUUUCCAAAACGCAAAAGAUGACCUGGCAGGCCUGCAGCAUGUGAUGCACGAUAUCAUGUCCCUCUUCGUGUUUCAAGCAUCACGCCGGGUGCUGCUAACCAGAAUGACGGAGGUUUACGACGAGACAACAGCAGCGCUCCAAAAGCAGAAAGAGGCGAGACCUGAGCUGGAACGCAGGGUGAAGAACCUUGACGCGGCUAUCAGACACGCAGACGAGGAAGUGAAGAGGCUCGAGUACUGGAGCGAUGUGAAGGGUAUGGCCGAGGAGGGAGAUUCCAGGGGCGCUGUUGACCAGGAGCAAGGCUGGGAUCCAAGCUGGCAAGGGUUGGACAAAUCGGGGCCUUCUGAGCCCGCUCCUAAGCACGCGGGCAAGCCAUGAGUUUGAGUACUUGGAGUUGAAGGCGGAUGCCUAAUCACCUACCUAUCAAUAACAUUAUACCCUAAUUUACACCGCGAAGUCAACGACAGAACUGAUGGAGUUGAAUAUGGAAAGAAUACGUGAAACUAUGAGCAGGAUCAAUACCUAAAUCGCAUGUCAUUACACGCCCAUUAACCGUCAGUUUCAACGGGAUUACGCAUAUAUUACCGCUCUGUCACAUUAAAUAUUGU
Molecule: messenger RNA, 1922 nt
Organism: Canariomyces notabilis
Lineage: Eukaryota; Fungi; Ascomycota; Sordariomycetes; Sordariales; Chaetomiaceae
Exons: 2
Coding region: 391-1692 (433 amino acids)
Source: RefSeq, a predicted model, not a curated record